Amphibalanus amphitrite is the source of this 3982-nucleotide messenger RNA. RefSeq names its product semaphorin-1A-like. Lineage: Eukaryota; Metazoa; Arthropoda; Thecostraca; Balanomorpha; Balanidae. The transcript has 18 exons. The record is from RefSeq and is a predicted model, not a curated record. The coding region runs from base 323 to 2626 and encodes 767 amino acids. Gene Ontology annotation, molecular function: chemorepellent activity; semaphorin receptor binding. Gene Ontology annotation, biological process: axon guidance; positive regulation of cell migration; negative regulation of axon extension involved in axon guidance.
CUUCGAAACAGAGGUUAUACGUGACCGCCGGCCGACCAAUGAGCGCGCGCGGCGGACGGCGGCGGCGGCCGAGGCAGCGGCGGCGGCGGCGCGCGGCAGUGUGCCGCUGGACCGCGUGGUGGGCGCCGCUCGCGCGUUGCGUGGACGUUGAGAGCGCGUGACGCGAAGUUCGGUUUGUGUUACGGACUGAUCGAAGUUGCGAUUUGCGACUGUUCCUGAACUGAGCAGAGGAAGCCGAUUGUAGGCUUGGAUCACUCACAGAGAAAUGGUGACAGUCUGUUAGUGUCGCCCCUGCUCUGCGAGACUCUGCGCCACCCUCACCAUGAAGACGACGGCCGUGCUGGUGACGCUGCUGACGACGACCCUGGCCUGGCAGGACGACCUGGUGCCCCUCCGGACGCUGCCCCUCGAUGACGAGGACGUGCUCCGGUUCAGAGGCAACACGUCCCACAGCGACCACUUCAAACUGCUGGAGAAGGACGGCAACUCGCUCCUCAUAGGCGCAAGGAACAUCGUGUUCAACAUCAGCCUCACCGACUUCACCGAACACCGCGAGGAGCGUCUCGAGUGGUACUCGCCCGAGCACGACGUCCGACUCUGCAUCAUGAAGGGCCUCAGCGAGGAGGCGUGUCACAACUACGUGCGUGUGCUGGCCAAGAAGUCGGACGGCGAGCUGUUCGUGUGUGGCACCAACUCGUACAACCCGAAGUGUCGCAGCUACAGGAAACAGCCGGAGCUGGGCUACGUCGCUGAAGGGAACGACGUGGACGGCAAGGGAAUCUGUCCGUACGACCCGCACCACAACAGUACCGUCACAUUUGUCGAUGACCAGCUGUAUGCGGGAACGGUGGCUGAUUUUGCCGGCUCGGACCCACUCAUCUACAGACAUCCGCUCCGCACCGAACAGUUCGAGCUGAAACAGCUAAAUGCUCCCAGCUUUGUCGGGUCGAUCGACCACGGAGACUUUGUCUACUUUUUCUUCCGAGAGACGGCCGUCGAGUACAUCAACUGCGGAAAGCGUGUCUACUCGCGCGUGGCCCGCGUCUGUAAGAACGAUAAAGGUGGCUCGUACAAGUACCGAAACAAGUGGACGUCGUUCCUGAAGUCGCGGCUCAACUGCUCCAUCCCCGGAGAGUACCCGUUUUACUUCGACGAAAUCCAGUCGAUCUCGUCAGUGCAAACGGGCGUCCACGGCGGCCAGCUCGAGGACGUGCUGUACGCCGUAUUCACCACACCCGUCAACAGCAUCGCCGGCUCGGCCGUCUGCGCCUUCCGCCUGACCGACGUCAUGGACACGUUCGAGGGCAACUUCAAGCACCAGGACGACAUGAACUCCAACUGGCUGCCGACCACGCACUCGCAGGUUCCGGAGCCGAGGCCGGGACGGUGUGUCAACGACUCGCGCUCGCUGCCCGACGUCCACCUCAACUUCAUCCGGUCGCACCCGCUCAUGGACUCUGCGGUGCCGACGCUGCACGGUCAGCCGCUCCUGAUGCGGACCAGCCUCCACCAGCGCUUCACAAAGAUCGCCGUGGACCCGCAGGUCCGCGCCGCCGACGGCACCCUCUACGACGUGCUCUUCAUCGCCACAGACGACGGCCGGGUGCUGAAGGCGGUGAACGUGGCGUCUGGCGCGGCACGUCCCACUGCCGAGCCGCUGAUCGUUGAGGAGCUGGCCGUGUUCCCCACGGCGGCCACCAUCACCAACCUGCUGGUGUCGCGGCAGCCCGGCCAGCCGCCGCGGCUCAUAGUCGUUACCGACGACGAGAUCCGCGCCGUGCCGCUGUCGCGCUGCGGCGCCGGCCGCGUGGGCCACUGCUCGGCCUGCGUCCGUCUGCGGGACCCGUACUGCGCCUGGGACGAGAUGGAGCGGCUGUGCCGGCCGCUGGCCGACUGGCCGGCCGGCGUGGAACCCCUGCAGAACGUCACCGGCGGAUAUCACCCGCGCUGUCCCAGAGGCGAGGACCGCGAGCCGAAAAUUCUCUUCCAAGAGGCAACGACCGCGGCCAGUCCGAGCACCACGCAGAGCGCGCCGGUAGCGUGCGACUGCGCCGGUUCCGCCGCCGACCCCAGCACCGCCCCGGCGGCCCCCGGCGGCGAGCCGUCCGAGGAUGAGGACGAUGGAAACGAACUGGACCGGGAAAAGUACGAGGCCGACGAGGGGCAGAGGGUGCUGGACAUCGUCGAACGCACCAAGUCCUUCCAAGGAGCCGUGGCCAAAGAGUCGCGCUACUCGGGCCGACCAAGCGGCGUCUACACGGCCGAGACGCUGGCCAUCGCCGUCGUCAGCACGUGCCUUCUGGCCGUGCUGGUCGGCUUCGGCGCCGGCUGGUGCGUCUCGAGACGGUACUGGCGCGCGCGCGGCGAGCCCUACUACGAGACGCCGCACCUGGACCGCCAGUCCAGGAUGAAGCAGCUGGAAGCGGCCGCCGCCGCCGCGCACGUCGUCGUCAAACCAGACAACAGGUGCGAGCGCAACUUCCACACGGAGCCGGCGUUCCUCGUCAACAACGGCGGCAAGCAGAUCAACUUGGUGGUCAACCAGACCAAGAACAGCAACGGCAAGAACGCCAACUCGGCCGCCGACAGUAAACCGGUGCAAAAGGUGCGCAAAAUGUACUUGUAACUGGGUGCCGCCGCCCGGGCCGUGCCGCCGCCCGUGCCGGGAGGAUUGGACUGAGUUCUCAGCGUUCCCGACGGAGCAGUGCUGGACACUGAUGGAGUCGGGGGAGUGUUACGAGGUGUAGUGUCUGUUGGGGAGGCCCACGCCGCGGGUCGGCUGUGGGCCCCAGAGUGAUAUCCGAUGCUAAACCGAGCUUCCGUGGCGCGUCGCCAGCGCGCGGCUCAGCGACCUUACUGAGAUUAUCGCGGCGGCUGGCCGGCGGUCCGACGGUCCAAUGGUCCGUGGUCCACGGUCCAGUGGUCCGUGGUCCACGGUCCUGCGGUCCGCGACCCAGCCCGGCCAGCCCCGCGACUUUUUGAGCCAGCGGAAUCGCGAGUGAAUUUUGUGACUAUUUUUCUCGUCGAGCCUGUGUCCUGUAUCUUUUGUCCCGCCGUGGGGUUCGUUUCUUUUAUGGAAUUUAUUUUUAUAUAGCACGCGGGCAGCUGUGGGCGCCAUCCCCGUACAAAUGCGUGUGCGAUUUCUCGUGUACCUCCUGACUUGAGUGUGUGUGUGGUUGACUUUUUUCUCGGUUUGAGGCGCUGGUGGGACCCCUGGAUGUUUGAGUGUUUGUAUACCGCCGCUGGUCGGCCGGGCGCCGUAGGUGAUGCUUCCCGAGAUACACACACUCCUAAAGACGGGGCACAACGCUGCUGUUCAUAGCGCAUCUGUAAAUACCCAUUAAUUAUCGCGAUGUUGUAUACAUAGGUACUGAUGACGUGUUGCGUAUAAAUUGUGUCACCGAGUAUGGUCAGUCUCCCAGUUUUCUGAGCGCGGGUGCUUCUGUUUGUGUGUGUGUGUGCGUGAGGUCGCGGUGUCAGGUGCGGUGAGGGGUCUGUGUGAGUGCGAUCAUCCUGCAAAGUAUUCUCACCCCUCAUCCCGUGCUCCGGGCGUCCGGGGCACUAUUUAAGCCGCGCUGGGUCGCUCGCGCAAGUGAGGUCCGUAUCUGUGAUGACAAUGAGGGCGCCUCUAUCUGUGUGCUACUGUCGUGUACGAACGCCGCGCGCCCGGCGCCGCUCUAUACGAUCGUGUCCCGUCCGGUAUUAGGCGCGCCGGAGGAAUCCUGAAUGUACCACCGAUCAUGAAUGCUGAUAUUAGGCGAUGUCGGCGGUCGGCCGCGGGGGAGCGCUGGUCGGGCGGGUCGCCACGAGGCGUCCAGUGCCUUACAGAGGAGCGACUCGCUCCAGGCAGGGAACGGCCGAGGUCAGCGCGGCCCGAGCGGACGCAUACGGUCUACGGGAACGCGGUCGAUGUUGUGUAUUGUUCUAUAUAGUGUACAUAUCUGAAGAUUAUGAGUUGUUUAAAUACAGUGAAUGCCAUGUC